AUGGAUCUUCUCCACAGCUGGGGGGUCGAGCUGGCGGUCCAUUUGCAGUCCAAAUACAGCAGGUACGAGGGCUUGUUCAGCCUGGCGUCGACAGUGGCGGAUCUGCACACUGCGUACUUCUGGUUCUUCCCAAUCUGGUUCCACCUGCGCAGAGACACGGGGCUCAGGCUCAUCUGGGUGGCGGUGAUCGGAGAUUGGCUAAAUCUGGUCCUGAAAUGGGUUCUGUUUGGAGAGAGACCGUACUGGUGGGUCCAUGACACCCGCUUUUAUGGAGCAGGACCGACCCCUGCUCUGCAGCAGUUUCCCAUCACAUGUGAGACCGGACCAGGAAGCCCUUCAGGUCAUGCUAUGGGUGCAGCCGGGGUCUGGUAUGUGAUGGUAACAGCAAUACUUGCUAGUGCAACAGAGAAGCGCUGCCCCCCUUUACUGUACAAAUUCUUGCAGGGGGGCCUGUGGAGUUUAAUGGGUCUGUUAUUGCUGGUGGUCUGCAUGUCACGGAUCUACAUGGCUGCCCAUUUUCCACACCAGGUCAUUGCAGGAAUCAUAACAGGACUGCUUGUAGCCGAAGUUGUCUCCAAGAAAAAAAGCAUCUACAGCGCCAGCAUGAACAGAUACUUCUUCACGACCCUCUUUUUGACCUCCUUCGCUGUGGGCUUCUACGUCCUGCUCAAAGCUCUUGGUGUAGACCUUCUCUGGACAAUGGAAAAAGCCCAGAGGUGGUGUGUGAACCCUGAGUGGGUCCUCCUGGACAGCACACCCUUUGCCAGCCUCCUGCGUAACAUGGGCACCUUGUUCGGCCUGGGUCUUGGACUGCACUCGCCCCUCAACACAGAGACCAAGAAGACAAAAACAAGCACCACUUUCAGAAUGGGGUGCAUUCUUGUCUCCUUGUUUCUACUGCAUCUGCUCGAUGGAUGGACGUUUUCUUCAAAAAAUCUAGUGACAUUUUAUUUCCUGUCUUUCGGUAAAAGUGCUGUUGCACUUUUAAUCCCAACCACUCUGGUGCCCUCGGCUCUCAGCUGGAUUUUUAUCGUUAACAGAGAAUACAAAAACUUGUGA
Molecule: messenger RNA, 1059 nt
Organism: Notolabrus celidotus (New Zealand spotty)
Lineage: Eukaryota; Metazoa; Chordata; Actinopteri; Labriformes; Labridae
Gene: g6pca.1
Product: glucose-6-phosphatase a, catalytic subunit, tandem duplicate 1
Exons: 5
Coding region: 1-1059 (352 amino acids)
Biological process (GO): gluconeogenesis; glucose 6-phosphate metabolic process
Cellular component (GO): membrane
Molecular function (GO): glucose-6-phosphatase activity
Source: RefSeq, a predicted model, not a curated record